Molecule: messenger RNA, 1325 nt
Organism: Corylus avellana
Lineage: Eukaryota; Viridiplantae; Streptophyta; Magnoliopsida; Fagales; Betulaceae
Product: orange protein
Source: RefSeq, a predicted model, not a curated record
ACCCUCAGAUCCACUCCCACUUGACUCUACAGUUGGCUCCAUUACCAGAGGCUCGCCAACAAAAAAUUGGAUACACAGAGAGAGGGAGAGAGAGAGAGAGGGAGAGCGCCUUGGUUUCAUCAGGCUUGAGAGGAUGCUCUGUUCGGGUCGACUAUUGGCGGUCUCGUACCCGCCAAACCCGCCGCGUCCCAACAGUUGCCAUUUCUGGAGUUCGAGAAUUCGUCAUGUAAACCCCAAGCUCAGCUCGAGAUGGCGAUCGAGGGCCUCCGACCCCGACUCCUCUUCUUCUUCUUCUUCUUUUGCUACCUCCAUCGACUCCGAUACUACCGACAAGAACGCCGCCGGGUUCUGUAUAAUAGAAGGGCCUGAGACAGUGCAAGACUUUGUCAAAAUGGAAUUGCAAGAGAUUCAGGAUAAUAUUCGGAGUCGUCGGAACAAAAUUUUUUUGCAUAUGGAAGAGGUUCGUAGGCUGAGAAUACAGCAGAGGAUUAAAAGCGCAGAACUUGGAAUUUUAAAGGAUGAGCAAGAGAGUGAACUUCCUAAUUUUCCAUCAUUCAUUCCAUUCUUGCCUCCUUUGAGUUCAGAAAACCUCAAGCUGUAUUACGCCUCUUGUUUUUCUCUUAUUGCUGGGAUUAUCAUUUUUGGGGGCCUUCUAGCACCCACUUUGGAGCUUAAGUUGGGACUAGGAGGCACAUCAUAUGAAGAUUUCAUCCGAAGUAUGUAUUUACCAAUGCAAUUGAGUCAGGUUGAUCCCAUCGUGGCAUCAUUCUCCGGAGGAGCAGUUGGGGUUAUCUCAGCAUUGAUGGUAGUUGAAAUAAACAAUGUAAAACAGCAGGAGCAUAAAAGAUGCAAAUAUUGUCUUGGAACUGGAUAUCUCGCUUGUGCUCGCUGUUCAAGCACUGGAGCUUUGGUUCUUACUGAACCGGUAUCAACGGUCAAUGGUGGAGAUCAGCCUCUAUCUCCACCUAAAACAGAAAGAUGUUCAAAUUGUUCAGGAUCUGGAAAGGUUAUGUGCCCCACAUGCCUUUGUACUGGAAUGGCGAUGGCUAGUGAACAUGACCCUCGGAUUGAUCCCUUUGACUAGAGUUGCAUGCAUCAUCAUGAGCUGCUCUCUUGUACUAUUUGAAUGUACAAUUUUAUGCCACAAUUGUCUUCCGGACACACAAAGUAAUUUCUGUAUAGACAAAAAGGUUAAGAAAAUCAUGGACAUCUAUAUGCCAAUAAAUUGUAUUCUACGGCCAAGGUUCAGAAGAGGAGCCACACGUGUAUUUCGUGACAACAAAGUAAUUUUUGUAUAUACAAAUAGCUCAAAGAAAUUAUGGACA